CUCCCGACAAAUAACGAAGAAUGGGCGGAAAUAGAAAAUGGAUUUAAAAACAGAUGGAACUUUCCACUAUGUUAUGGCGCCAUUGACGGAAAACAUAUACAAAUUGUAGCUCCCGACAACAGUGGCACUAUAUAUUUUAAUUACAAAAAAGUAUUCAGUAUUGUUCUUAUGGCAAUAGUAGAUGACGAUUAUUGUUUCCGAUAUAUUGAUGUCGGUGCAUGUGGCAUGGCAUCAGAUGCAAGUGUAUUUAGAAAUUGCUCUAUUUAUAAUAAACUAGAGAAUAAUCUUUUACCAAAUGGUGGAGUGAUUGUUGCCGAUGGUGCAUUUCCGUUAAAACCAUAUAUGAUGAAACCUUACCCAGGUGACAAUUUAACAGUGGCUCAGAAAGUUUUCAACUAUCGACUAUCCAGAGCUAGAAGAAUAGUUGAAAAUGCUUUUGGAAUAUUAGUAAGCCGAUUUCGUAUUUUUCAAAAACCUAUCGCUACUGAUGUGAAUACAGUGGAUAAAAUCGUAUUAGCAGCAUGUGCUUUGCAUAAUUGGUUACGAAAAGAAAAACGAAAUAAUUAUAUAACGCACUGUGAUGUCGACCGUGAAGAUAUUGAGGCAAGAAAUAUUAUUCAUGGUACAUAG
This is a messenger RNA of Melanaphis sacchari, 630 nucleotides long. RefSeq names its product protein ALP1-like. The annotation marks the transcript as partial. The record is from RefSeq and is a predicted model, not a curated record. The transcript has a single exon. Lineage: Eukaryota; Metazoa; Arthropoda; Insecta; Hemiptera; Aphididae.